Pleuronectes platessa (European plaice) is the source of this 5786-nucleotide messenger RNA. RefSeq names its product WD repeat-containing protein 26. Gene Ontology annotation, cellular component: GID complex. The transcript has 14 exons. Gene Ontology annotation, biological process: proteasome-mediated ubiquitin-dependent protein catabolic process. The coding region runs from base 438 to 2267 and encodes 609 amino acids. Gene Ontology annotation, molecular function: protein binding. The record is from RefSeq and is a predicted model, not a curated record. Lineage: Eukaryota; Metazoa; Chordata; Actinopteri; Pleuronectiformes; Pleuronectidae.
AUUUCCGGUUACGUCAGGGCGUAAGGACUCCAUUAGAGCUGCAGCUGUUUGGAGAGAAACAACAACAAAAACGGGCGAACUGUCAGGGCCGCCGGAGUGACAGUCCGUCCACAGCCCGACAACGAGCCCUCAAUCCUGGAAGCGCAACCUCCAUUUCCCACCCGGAGCUCCGCCGGCUUCUAACCACGGCCGCUCUCGGUGAGGAAACUCUGGCCUCCGCUUCCUCCUCCUCCGACUCGGACACCGGCGGAGCGUCGCCGCCCCCGCGGAAGAAGCACCGAGCCUCGGCGGCGGAGGGAGCAGGAGAGCCCGGGGCUUCAGCAGUUGUUACAGGCCUCUCCGGAGUUGCCCUAGGACUUGCUUCGCACUCCCCGCACUCUCAAGCCACCUCCGCCAUCCAGUUCAACCGUAGCGUCGUCAAUAUCCUCAGCGGCAGCAUGCAGGCAAACGGGGCAGGACAGGGACAAGAAUCCUCGGAGCUUUCCUGCUUAAAUAGUGCACAAAACGGGGAGUCAUCCUCGGCCGGCGGAAGCCACUCAAACGGUCUCCUCUCCAGCACAGACAACGGGAACAGUGUCGGUACCAGUAACGGGUCCUCGAGCGGGCCCGGUUCGGGGACUUCGUCCACCUCCACGACUUCGGCCUCCGAGGUCGGUUCGCUGAAGAAGAAGAAACGACUCUCGCAGGCGGAGGAAGAUGUCAUUCGACUAAUAGGGCAACAUCUCCACGGACUGGGGCUAAAUCAGACAGUGGACCUGCUGAUGCAGGAGUCAGGCUGCAGACUGGAACAUUCGUCGGCUACCAAGUUCCGCAACCAUGUCAUGGAGGGGGAAUGGGACAAGGCUGAGAAUGAUCUCAACGAGCUGAGAGCACUGAUGCAUUCUCCCAAUGCUAUUGUGCGUAUGAAGUUCCUGCUGCUGCAGCAGAAGUACCUAGAGUAUCUGGAGGAUGGCAAAGUCCUGGAGGCUCUGCAGGUGCUGCGGGGAGAGCUGACGCCUCUCAAGUACAACACAGAUCGCAUCCACGUUCUCAGCGGGUACCUAAUGUGUAGCCACGCUGAGGAUCUGAGGGCUAAGGCGGAGUGGGAGGGCAAAGGCACCGUAUCACGCUGCAGACUGCUGGACAAAUUACAAACAUACCUGCCACCGUCUGUGAUGCUGCCCCCAAGGCGGCUGCAGACCCUGCUGCGGCAAGCGGUGGAGCUGCAGAGGGACCGCUGCCUGUAUCAUAACACCAAGAUGGACAGUAACAUGGACUCUGUCUCUCUCCUCCUCGAUCAUGUCUGCAGCAGGAAGCAGUUCCCUUGUUACACGCAGCAGAUUCUGACGGAGCACUGUAACGAGGUGUGGUUCUGCAAGUUUUCAAACGAUGGCACCAAACUUGCCACUGGCUCCAAAGAUACCACUGUCAUAUUAUGGCAAGUGGACCCGGAGAGCCACCAGUUGAAGCUGCUGCGAACCCUCGAAGGUCACGCGUACGGAGUCUCCUACUUAGCCUGGAGUCCCGACGACACCUAUCUGAUCGCCUGUGGACCUGACGACUGCUCCGAGCUCUGGCUCUGGAAUGUGCAGACGGGGGAGCUGCGGAACAAAAUAUCCCAGUCCCAUGAAGACAGUCUGACCAGUGUGGCCUGGAACCCCGAUGGCAAACGCUUCGUCACCGGGGGACAGAGGGGGCAGUUUUACCAGUGUGACCUAGAUGGUAACUUGUUGGACUCCUGGGAGGGCGUAAGAGUACAGUGCCUGUGGUGCCUGAAUGAUGGCAGGACAGUGCUGGCGUCGGACACCCACCAGCGUAUCCGGGGUUACAACUUUGAGGACCUUACGGACAGAAACAUAGUUCAAGAGGACCACCCUAUUAUGUCUUUUACAGUUUCAAAGAAUGGAAGAUUAGCUUUGUUAAAUGUAGCAACUCAGGGAGUACACCUGUGGGACCUUCAGGACCGGGUACUGGUGAGGAAGUACCAAGGUGUUACCCAGGGCUUCUACACCAUCCACUCAUGCUUUGGAGGACACAAUGAGGCCUUCAUUGCAAGUGGCAGUGAAGACCACAAAGUGUACAUCUGGCACCGGCGUGGCGAGCUGCCCAUUGCUGAGCUAACAGGCCACACACGCACGGUAAACUGUGUGAGCUGGAACCCGGUCAUCCCAGGACUCAUUGCUUCCGCCUCAGACGACGGCACAGUGCGUAUUUGGGGCCCUGCGCCGUUCCACGACACGCAAGAGGCGGACGGACUCAACGAGAACUGCAGUAACAUGGACAGUUGAUGGUCACUCAUGGAGCAAAUGACAUCUCUCUUUGACAACAAUCCAAGAAUCCCACAGUGAAACAAAAUCUAAACUGGCAAAUAAAAUCCAACAACAGAAAUGAAGUCAAGAAUAACACAACAAAAGCCACCAAGACAAAAGAGUAAACAAAGAGCGAGACAAACUUGUCUCCUGACUGGCCUAGACAAAAUGAUGGAGGUGAUGACGGACACUCUGAAAUUUCAAGUCCUCAUCCAAAACUUGAUCUCGACCUAGAGGCCUGGAAACUCCGGUCAAUGCCCAGCGGGAAUACGUCCGCCAUCCAGUGGCGAGUUGUGACAGGCUGUUCUCCCCCUCCAACUAACCCUCCUCCCCUCCCCUGUCUCGCUGCAUGGUCACCUGCCAUGCCAGUUCCUCGCGGAGUUUCCCAGGAAACCCACCUCCACCUUGAGCUCGGCGCACAUCAAGUUCCUGUGACACCGCCUGACUGACACGGCAGACCAACCAUCUACCUAUUGGACUGCAUUUGUCUGCCUGUUUUGUCUCAAGUUACCUGUAAAAUGUCUCAAUGGACAUGGGUGGGGUGUUUUCGGGGCAGGAUGAUGCGUAGGGGGAUAUAGCAACACUUCUGUAUGUAUUUUUUUUUCUCCCCCCCCUUCUUGCUAUAUUCUUCACAUUGUUGGACAAAAGUCGAAAAUCCACGGUAAAAAAAAACAAAAACUGACCGACCAGCUGACAAAGAACACAAAAACAAGGCUAUGCUAAAUGUUGGAAAUUUAUUUUAAUGGUAGUCAUAGCAUUUAUUCUCAUUUAAGAGGUGAAUCUUAGCUCGAGUAGUGCCCUUGGAAAGCUUUAGCUUGAAGAUUCCACUUUCUGUUUCUCGACAUUAGGAAAACAAAACUUUUUAAUUACUUAAUUUAACUCCUAACAUGGACAGUCGCUGCAAUGUUUCCAACUGGACAGCCUCCCUCCACCCCAAAUAACAAAAAAACAACUCUUCUGUCGAGCUAGCUACCGCACAACUUCAUUACAUCUGCCUAAGAGGAGACGGACAGAGGGAUUACAGGUCACAUAUCAGCAGCGAGGGAGGGGGCAGACAUUAUCUGUGAGGGGGGUUUCCACUGUCUGGACAGAUCGCUAUGAUCCCUUCUCAAAAGAAAUGCAAGGGUUCAAGUGUGAUUUCGAUUGCAGGCCGUUGACUGCUGUCCCUCUGUGCGUGUUUGUGUGAGCGAGUGUGAGUGCGAGAGUUAAUGCAUGCACACAUCAAUGUGAGAGAUUACAUUUGUGGGUGCAGGUUUAAUUGGCUUGUGUGUUUUUGUAUGCGUGUUCAAUUCACACCAGCAAAAGAAAUACUCCCCCCUACGAUCCUUUAAUCCCAUAGUAAAAUUGUAAAGAGGAUUUUAAACCGAUUCUAAGUUAUCCAAAGCCCCGUAAGGACCUCUAUCUGUCGAACAAAGAAUACUUGAGAGCCAUUUUGUAAAAGAAAAACUUUUUUUAAUCUGGGGCUUUGUUUUUUUACAUUUGUUUGGUUUUUCUCCUUAACCACGUGGCAUUCAAACGGCACUGAGUUAUUGGCCUUCAAUCAUCUCUGUGGGGAGAAAUUUAGGAAAGAGCGAUUUGGUCUAGGCAUGUUUAAGAAAAAGAAAAGAAGAAAAAAAAGAAGCUGUUACGUGUUGUGUUUAUUAGCAAAGGGUUAUUUCUUAUGGGAAGUUCGAUGAUUGUAACGUACUGAAUGAGUAGUUAGCACGGCCCUAGAGAGAAGAAGGAGGCACCAAUAAUCAGAACCAUCCUCUGAGCACGCAGAGUUAGGGAGCAAAACACACACACACACACACACACACAAUACACAAACUGCCUUCCUGUUCAUACAGUUGCACACAAACCUUCAGUAUGUAUGAUACCCCUCCCUCCACCAGAUGUUUGGCUUUAAACAAGGCUGCUUUGGCAAAGACUUAAAAACGGACAGGAGAUUGCUGAAGGAAUCAAGCCCUCUCUAUGCAUCCAAAAGCAGUGACUGAUUAUUUCAAUGUAAAACUCUUGCAUUUAAAGCAUCAUGGCAGCCUCACCUGGAGGGUGCCACUCUUGGAGCUUAGAGAGAACUCAGCAUUAACUUCCCCGCCCCCAUUGCUCUCCAGCCAAGUACUUCAGUGGUCAGUGCACCAUUCAAAGCUUUCUUCCUCCCUUUUUCAGGGUAUGUAAUGACUAUUUGCUACAGACUGAUAUACAGUGAAAAUGUUUAAAAAACAGUGCUUUUCUGUCUGUUUUUAUUGAACUUUUUUGUUACUUAAAUUUUUUGUUCACAUUAUAUCAUUUUUUUUUUUUGGGUUGACCUUUAUCCCUGUAUGAUCAUAUUAAAAUAUAACCAGACACUUGGGAGUCCUCACUUUUUUUUUAAUCUUUGCAAAUCCCUCUAAAAUUUAUUUUAUACUUUGUUUUCUUUAGUAUUAAUUUUAUCGACCACUAAAAUUAUAAAUGAAUAUGCACAGUAACACCCAUGCCAAUAGGAAGAGUCUUUGUAGGAAGUGUGUUACCUAUAAUCAAAUCAGGUAUGAACUAUCCACCCCUCGCCUUUUUAAAGAGUUUCCUUCAUGUGAGAAUCUUCUUUAUCGCAUGUCUGUGUAAUUGAGCAAAAUCUCUCUUGGUCUGCCAUUGUUGAUUUGACAGUUGCCACUGCUCUGACCCGUAUCAAAGCCAAAUCACUUUAGAAACAACAAGUGUGACGGUCUGAUAUUCACAGUCUUGAACCCUCGACUCCCCGACUGCAGAACGGACUCCUCUUCCACACCCGACAUCAUUUCAGAAGACCCGAGGAAAAUCACAUACUAAUGAACCCCAACAUGAGUUUCAGUAAAGCCCAUCAUUCACCUGCUGGUGGCAAAUGCUAUGUCUGUAUGCAACCUGGUGUCUACUCUGUUCUUCUGUCUUGAGUUUACCAAGGGAGUUGUUUCUGAUUUUAAAUAUGUCUUAUUUCUCUCUCUGAGGUGAGGGUGGUGGUUGUGGGUAAGGGGCUGGGUGGGGAUUACUAAGGGCUUGCUGUAGCAUCUCUGAGUUCCUUGGGUGAGGGCGGGACGGGAUGAUGUGUGGGUUUUGCGUUCAGUGUGUUAUUUACAAAAGUGAUUGUACUGUUUUGUAUUGUUGUGUAGGAAAAGUGUUAUGUAUGCAUAUUUUCAAUAAAGCAUUCAGGGUUUUGAAAAAAAAGAAUAAGUAUAGUCCAUGGAAGUUUGAUCGGGCAGGAGCCUGUGAGGUCUACUUUUCAGAUGCAAAGUUCGGCCCAUCAGAUGCCAAUGGAGCAUUUUUCUCCCACUCACACCCCCACUGUGCAGAUCCAGCUCGGCCCUGAACCAAUGUCUUAGGAAAAAAGCAUGUUUCAUGGUGGAAUAACUGGGUUCGAAUUAUUGGUUUUGUGAAUUUAGUGUUGAUUUCUAAAUGUUUUGAAAGCAAUGUGUGGGGCCAGACCAGCUGGUGAGAGGGGAUCUCCAAUGCCAGAAUAAUUAGGAAUGACAAGAACAAUUGCCAAUAAAGUGACAUUAUUUUGAGUAA